AGGCCGGUAAGGCAGCAACCUGGAUCAGCAAAUCUGGAAUAUGAUUUGAGCAAAUGCUUACGACUGUUUUUCAUCAAUCAUAUAGGAAAGACCGCGCCGCGUCUCAUUCAUGAUGUCCAGCUGUAUGACGCAGUACACGAACCAGACACAGGCCGUAAUCUCCUCUCAGAAACUCCGCCCAUUUACCCAGAAGGCUACAACGGCCCACCCGGAUUCAUAUCACCGGAGGCAUGUCGACACAACUAUGUUUUGAAAGAAGACCAGACCUUCAUGUCUGAGCCAGAGCACCGGAGAAGGCCAGGCACAUCGUCCAAGGUCUCAGCCAUAUGCGCAAAGUGCCGUUAUCAUCUCCAAGUGGUGGUCAACUACACCAGCCACAUAAGCACAUUCAGUCAGAAACAAGGGAAACACUUGCAUCAUUUGGUCUAUCAAUCAGGACGGCAGAAGAAUGGCCUUGGGUUUCCUGAAGAAACUCCUAAAGGGCAGGUUGCGGAGACGUACCACUACCAAUGCUCCUACAUCUCAUGCUCGGCUAUGGUAUCUUUGCGGAUUCUUUCACCAAUUCUGAGACCGGAAUCCAUCCGCUUGUUGACCGAUAAAGACUUGUUGCGGAAACGAGCUGAAGAGGCCACUGCAGCGUAUGCUGAGUCCAUGGAAGGCAUGGGUGAUCCGCAGCCGAUCAACGUAUUGGAUAACCUGCGCCUGUACAUUACCAACGCCCUACGAAAUCCACAGCGCAGCAAGCCCAUCUCCUCCGUCAAUAAGAGAUUCAUGCAUUCUUUCGGCGUGGAAGGUGCUGCUUGUAAAGAAUUACUUGAAUUUCUAGAAUUCAUGUACAAUAAGGACACCGGGGCAUGGCACCCGCCUAAACCGACCACUAACGCCGAAAAGCCUUACCAAGACACGAUGCGUCUCUUUCUCGACGACUUGCUGCAUGAGUUGCUAGUCCUGAUACAUCUAAGAUCAGUCUCGGAAAGAAAAGGAUUCCAGAUUCCCAAUCUUCCUUCCUCCGCCAUCCCCAUUAUUUCCUGCGCUCUAGAAGCGCAAGACUGUUCGUACACCGUGACCCUUACCCCUAACAAAUCUAAACUAAUUUCUGCUCCAGAUCCGGAAGCUAUGCGUUACAAGGAAUUCGAGAUGCCUCAUGCUCCUUUUUAUGAAGACUUGGGGGUGAUGGAGGAUAUGUCGUCGUCAGCUGUGGUCGAAGCAUACGAUCGACAGGUCUUAACCGAUCCUGGCAGGACCCCGAUGUACUUGUCUGCCCUCAAGGCUAUCGGCUGUCUUCGUGGUGGUCAGGACAAGGAAGUCAUUGACAUAGCUGUCCAGGCAGCUUAUGAACAAGGAAAGUACGCCGUUGAGGACGUUGUCGGCGCGUAUCAGUACUUUAAUCUCCACUUCGAUGAUCCAAAUCUCACGGAAGACAGCAUCAUUGGCAAAUUCUACGCCUUCGUCAGCUCGACGACGCAAGAUACUGAGGCACGUCAGCAGUUGUGGCGGAUUGGCGACUCCAGGGGAAGCUCGCGCAUCAAAGCGGCAUCAGAAGAUCGUGUUUCUACUGUUGAACAAGCGAAUGUCUUCUUGGGGGUCGAGAAUCAGACCCCCGAUGAUUUUGUCAUGACUAUGUACACCGCAAAGGUCAAUGACAAUCCACUUACCAAAGAACUGGCGAAACGCGCCGUGGCACUCAUCGCCGAGUCCCGAAAAUCGGUCGCACUGAAUCAUUUCAUCAAUACUGGAGAAAUGAUCGCGGGUGAAAUGGACAUUGGUGAUGCCUACCGUCUACUCCAAAUACCCGAUCGAACUGUUGAUGAUGGAGCAAUCAUAGCCGCAUAUACAAUCUGCGUCGAUGAAAAACCCAGGGGAUGCCGAAAAAUACAAUCAGGCACUGACAAUCAUUGCCAAACAACUGGACAGCUCAACGUUGAGGAAUAUGGCAGCCUGUUGCAGUUUUAUUUCUCCGUCCGUCCCUUCCGUGAAUUGGUCUUGGAUUAUGAACGCUUCCAAAUGGAUCUCAAUGACGAGGAAAGCCUCGCAAAGAAACAAGUGGGCUCGCGAAAGGUGACGAAGAAGGAGGUUGAGCGAUCUCAGCGAUCCCAAGCAAUGAGGCGGCGAUACGUCGUCGGUCGACGAUCACUGCCACUGAGACCCGAGAUUCUCGGUGAUAUCAACGGUGCUCCUAUUCUGGGACCCCUUGGGCCUCCACAGACCCUCCUCGGGGGUCGUAUGGAGCCAGUCUCAUCAUCUAGUCAAGCUGAUCCCGCACCUAUUCAAAACUCGACCGUGAGCGAUGACGGCAGCGAUGCAACAGAACAACCCCCCGACUUGGACCAGCUGUCGGAUCAAGCAGAGGCAGGAUCUCCCCAGGACAUGAAUAUCGACACAGACAACAUUGCAUCGGCCAAUGUACCCCCUGCCCUCCCUCCUCGGAACGUCCCGCAAGUUGAUCGGGAAAAGCAAUUGAAGGAGGAAGUAGAAAUUGGUGCCCAACAGGAUGUGACAGAAGUCAUCAACAAUGUUCUGUUCCAGAGCCAGUGCGCCAUCCAGCCUCGAGAGAUUGGCGAUGACGGUGAGCAGCUUGACCAGGUCAAGGACUUGUUCUACGGCCAGACCCGCUCUUACAUCUCCACCGAGAAAGGCACACGUUCGAAGAACGAACGGUGGUGUGAUAUCAAGGUUGAUGUUGCUCACGGAUCUCGAAACAUCUAUGAUGCCAUUGAUGGGGCAUUUGAUAUUCAAAAGAUUAGUGUGGACAACUCUGUGGCUGAGCAAUUCGCUUCCAUUAGCCAGCUUCCCCCUGUUCUCCAGAUCCAGGUGCAACGGGUCCAGUUUGAUCCUGUGAAGAAAUGCUCGUUCAAAUCUACAAACCAUCUUGGGUUGCUUGAAACUAUCUACAUGGAUCGAUACAUGGAUACCAAGAAUCCCAAUAUUGUGGAUCGACGAAAUCAAUGCUGGGAGUGGAAGGCAUCUCUGAAAAGGCUCGAGGCUCGUCGGGAAGAGCUUCUCAGAACAAAGGAGGGUGCGGGCGUCGACGUGGCAACAUUGUUCCGUAGAGCCAAGACCGCGCUACAAGAUGUAGACUCUAUCGAAAGCGACACCGAGACCGGAAUGGGAUCUGAUUCCAUGGACGCGGUGGCUAGUACAGAGUUACUGGACAAACUCGAGUGCCUUGCCAAUAAAGCAGAGACCGACCUGCAAGCUGUCGACCAAGAAAUCAAGGAUACGCAGACCAUGAUUUCCAGCCAAUUUGCCGAUUUCCAUCAACUCCCAUAUCGACUGUACGCUGUUUUUGUGCAUCAUGGGUCAGUCUCAUUUGGCCAUUACUACAUCUACAUCUUCGACUUUGACAAGAAUAUAUGGCGCAAAUACAACGACGAGUACGUCACCGAGGUCCAGAAUGUGGAUGAGAUCUUCAAAAACGACUCGACCAACAACCCUCCGACCCCAUACUUCCUUGUUUAUGUCAACGAUAGCAUGAAAGACCGUCUGGCAAACCCCGUCUGCCGUGUGAUAUCCGACAACAUGUCCGAACUUCCCGAUCUGGAACCAGCCAUCACCAUGGAGGGUGUUCAGGCCACUAGCCCUGCGCCGGACGUGAAUAUGGAACCUCCAUCCUACGAGGAAGCGUCGGCCAUCAAUGGAACUCCAGGUACGGAAAACAUAAAAUCCGACACGGAGACCACAACAUGGCCCCGUCCUCGUCCUGCGACUGACUCGGAGCAGUAUUGGUAG
Molecule: messenger RNA, 3729 nt
Organism: Penicillium mononematosum
Lineage: Eukaryota; Fungi; Ascomycota; Eurotiomycetes; Eurotiales; Aspergillaceae
Product: ubiquitin-specific protease UBP2
Exons: 11
Biological process (GO): regulation of protein stability; protein deubiquitination
Cellular component (GO): nucleus; cytosol
Molecular function (GO): cysteine-type deubiquitinase activity; cysteine-type endopeptidase activity
Source: RefSeq, a predicted model, not a curated record